AUGUCUUGUGCUCAGACUGGAUCAGGAAAGACGGCUGCAUUUCUAUUGCCGAUCAUUCACCAUAUUCUGGUUAACGGCCCCGAAGCAAUCCGUCCGUCCAUGAUGUCAAGCUCAGGUCGCCGCACAUUCUAUCCUGCGGCUCUUGUUCUCGCACCAACAAGAGAAUUGGCUAUCCAGAUACACAAGGAAGCGGCGAAGUUCAGCUAUCGCACCAAUAUCAUCACCGCUAUAUUAUAUGGUGGUCGUGAGAAUUACCGUGAGCAGAUUAAUCGCUUACGUGGAGGUUGCCAUAUCUUGAUUGCCACGCCUGGACGACUUAUUGAUAUCCUAGACCAGGGUUACAUUGGUCUGGCAGGUUGUCGAUACUUAGUACUGGAUGAGGCUGAUCGCAUGCUGGAUAUGGGUUUUGAACCACAAAUUCGAAAAAUUGUUGGUCAAGGCAUGCCCCCAAAAUCAGAGCGAAUUACAGCAAUGUUCAGCGCGACAUUCCCGAAACAAAUUCAGACACUAGCGCAAGAUUUCCUCAAGCCGAAUUAUGUGUUUUUGGCUGUUGGACGAGUUGGAUCAACGUCUGAGAAUAUCGAUCAACAGAUAUUGUUGGUAGAGGAGUUUGAUAAACGGAAGAUGCUCAUGAACAUUUUAGCGAGAGAAGAGAAUGCUUCACUUGUUUUGGUGUUUGUUGAAACAAAGCGAGGAGCGAAUGAUCUGGCCAAUAUACUGCAGCGUGCUGUGGCCAUUCAUGGAGACUUGAAGCAAUUCGAACGAGAACGCAAUCUGGAGCUUUUCAGGAACGGUUCUAAUCCGGUUCUCGUAGCAACAGCUGUUGCCGCUCGUGGUCUUGACAUUCCGAAUGUGAGGCAUGUGGUCAAUUACGACCUUCCUGGUGACAUCGAUGAAUAUGUUCAUCGUAUUGGAAGAACAGGUCGAUGUGGUAACACGGGACGCGCUACCAGUUUUUUCACUGAGAAGGCAAGCACUUUUGAGAUUUACGCUAAUCGUGCGCUGGCGCGUGAUUUGUCCCAGCUUCUUAGCGAAUCCAAUCAGGAAGUACCAGAUUUCCUUCUCCGGAUGGCUGCCGAGGGAAGAACACCUGGAAAUAAUCGUCAAGCCAAUAGGCGGUUUGGUGGAACAGAUCAGCGUCGUGGCGGUGCCGGCACCAUGGGAAACCGUGGUGGAUAC
Messenger RNA from Ostertagia ostertagi, 1179 nucleotides. The record is from the annotation of a GenBank genome assembly. Lineage: Eukaryota; Metazoa; Nematoda; Chromadorea; Rhabditida; Trichostrongylidae.